Molecule: messenger RNA, 324 nt
Organism: Haemonchus placei
Lineage: Eukaryota; Metazoa; Nematoda; Chromadorea; Rhabditida; Trichostrongylidae
Source: the annotation of a GenBank genome assembly
AUGCAUAAUCCGACCGUAAUUAGCGUCGCCGAUACCGGAUCUACGCAGGUGCUUGAACAACCUAACGGCUUUUUAUGGGCACACAUCGCAGCGUUCGAUGGCCGAUUCCGAGAGCAAUUCCGAAAUGAAUCGCGUUCCCAGAUACCGUUGGAACGACAAUUGGCACGUUCGUCAUUGAGUACAACGACUACAUCUGGGAAAGCGGUGCAUCGUGGUGGUUCUAUGACAUCUUCCCCAGUCACUUCUAUUUCCGAUAGUCAUACUGGAGAUCGUUGGACGUCCUCGCCUCUCCGACGUGAUGUCAGAGGUAACUUUAUCGGUUGA